Messenger RNA from Candidozyma auris, 1587 nucleotides. RefSeq lists its product as uncharacterized. Bases 1 to 1587 code for a protein of 528 amino acids. The record is from RefSeq and is a predicted model, not a curated record. The transcript has a single exon. Lineage: Eukaryota; Fungi; Ascomycota; Pichiomycetes; Serinales; Metschnikowiaceae.
AUGGAACUGCUUCAAGGCCUUGAAAUCCCUUAUCAGGGCCUCAAUAUCCAUACGAUGAAAUACCAUGCCUUUGCAGAUGACGUGAACCUUUAUUUGCGUGAUCUCAAAGACUACAAAAAGGCAGCAGAAAUCAUUGAACAUUUUGAGUUGGCCAGCAAUAGUCAACUCAGCCUGGCCAAGUCCAAACUCAUAGGACUUCAACCAGCCUUUGUCAAUCUUCAUCAAAGGAUCUUGCCUUUUGAACAUCUCUAUCUAGGCUCUGCAAACAUGAAAUAUUUGGGACUCUCGUUGAAGGGAGUUAAUUGGAAAGCUUUUAUGGACAACUUGCCGUUCAUGACUCACAUAAAUGGGUACAAUCAUUUGGAUUUGAUCAGCCGAGCUCUCGGCACGAACAUCUUCAUCUGCUCGAAGACAGUCUACAAAGAUUUGGUUCAUUGCAUGACUCAAAGAGAAGUCAGAAACUUAGACCAUGCUAUCAAAAUGCGCUUCAGAAAUAUUGGAGACGAGAAGGUUUACGCUCGUCCCAAAAAAGGAGGGUACGGUCUUAUUCGACUAGAGAAACAACUCUUGGGUCAUAGGGCCAAGGUAAUACUCACUACAUUGAAGGACACCGGAUGGUAUGCUACUUUCCUUCGGUUGAAAAUGAUGCAUCAUUUCACUAAAAUAGACCGCAGAAAUAAACAUGUCACGGUGGAUGAAAUUGAGAAUUCCCUGAUAGCGGACUUUCUCUUUGAUUCCACAGAUGCUGUCUUCCAUCGUCUUGAUUGGACAUUUACACCCAAUGAGAUUGAAUACAUUAAUGCAUGGAGAACCUUGGUACCUCGCUCUCGCACCUAUCCGAGAACGACUUGGCGGAUGACGAGAGAACAACUCCUCAUCCAAGCCUCGACGAUACCAACGAUUACUUCGCAAGAGGAACAGGUACUCUCAAAUGUACCUUUCCGCUCUCUCCAUCGAUUGGCACAAGAAGCGGAGCCACCCAUCAUGCCUGGUCGCUUUACAGAGCUCUGCCCUCCAGCCCGCGUUAUCAAACGAUGGGAUGUCUUUUGGAAGGCACUCUAUAAGGAAGAAUGGCUAAAGCGAAAUGACUUCACUGCAUUACACCUAUUCAAUUUCGGGUCUUAUGUCCCGGUUCAUGAUGACAAGAAUCACAGCGAACCGUUGACAUGUCGCCUCUGUUGUGAGCCUACACGAUCUGAUCAAAUCCAAAAACACCUUUACAACUCUUGCGAGAGCUCCAAAUAUUGGUGGCGAAAACUAGAGUUUCCUCGCCCAAUGAACUUGGAAGAAAUGUUGGCUCCGGCUGACACAUCUUUCCACAAUUUACGCCGAUUAAAUCGGUUUGUCAAAGUCGUCAAAGCGACAUAUCACAGCCGGUACAAAAAUACCCGUUCCGAACAUCUCCCACUUGAGCCUCUUCUGACUCGCGAGUUAGAUCAGGCUCUUGUACGGCUCCUAUGGGACGAUGACAGAAGCGCUGGCUUCCUGGGUAAGUUUCUGGUUGGCUCUUUGGCCCCCCAGUGGGUUGGGUGCGGAGCUGGUCUACGUAGCAUGCUAUGUGGACGCCCGGAGCUUACGCAGAUUUGA